AUGUCGUGGCCAUCGUCCCCCGGCUCCUCCAUGACUCACUCGUCCAACCCGUUCGCUGGCCCCGAGCCCUCCGCUGCCGCCAUGCGUGAUCUCAACAUUGAGGCCCGGGUCCCUAUCCGUCUCGACAGCUCCAGCACGUCGUACUACACGUGGAAGACCUACUUCAACCUUGUCUUACGUGAGUACUAUCUCACCGAGCAUAUCGACGGGUCCGUGGACAGCGCGUACAUGUGCGGCGACCCGGAGUGGUCCGCCAUUGAGGUCACGAUCAUCUGUUGGUUCUAUCAGACGGUCUCGAAGGACAUCUUUCACACGGUCGUCGCCGAGGACGACGACGCCUGCACCGUGUGGGCAAAGAUCAACGCGCUCUUCACCGACAACAAACUUCAGUGCCUUGUUUUCUUGCAGCAGGAGUUCUUCGGCUGUCACCAGGACAACUCCACCAUCGACGAGUACUGCAUGAGGCUUAAGAUGCUCGCCGACGAGCUCCGCAACAUCGGCGCUAAGGUCUCUGACGACCUCAUGCUGAGCACCCUCACUGCCGUUUUUAAUGAGGACUUCGGCCACGCGGCGUCCAACCUCACCCUGCUACCGCAACCCACUUUCCAGCGCGUCGUCGCGUACCUCAAACUUGAGGAGCGCCGGAUGACGAAGCUGAAGCAGCGGGUGCAGCACACCGCUCUCUCCGCCGGUACCACCCGCGGCGGCCCCGCUCCUCCGGCCGCCCCUCGCCAACCCGCGCCCCCCGCACCUCCCCAGCAGCCGCAAGGACGCCCGUACCCGGAUGGUGCUUCACCGAUGUGA
This is a messenger RNA of Aegilops tauschii subsp. strangulata, 804 nucleotides long. RefSeq lists its product as uncharacterized. The record is from RefSeq and is a predicted model, not a curated record. Lineage: Eukaryota; Viridiplantae; Streptophyta; Magnoliopsida; Poales; Poaceae.